This is a messenger RNA of Myiozetetes cayanensis, 1262 nucleotides long. RefSeq names its product ovalbumin-like. The transcript has 8 exons. Gene Ontology annotation, molecular function: serine-type endopeptidase inhibitor activity. Gene Ontology annotation, biological process: negative regulation of endopeptidase activity. The record is from RefSeq and is a predicted model, not a curated record. Bases 102 to 1262 code for a protein of 386 amino acids. Lineage: Eukaryota; Metazoa; Chordata; Aves; Passeriformes; Tyrannidae.
GACUGUAUAAAUUCCAGAGGGCUCAGCCAGUAUGUCUACAUACAGCUGGAAAGCUGUAUUACCUUUGGUGCUGAAACUCAAAAGACAAUACCGGUUUCAAGAUGGGCUCCAUCGGUCCAGUAAGCACGGAGUUUUGCUGUGAUGUAUUCAAAGAGCUGAGAAUCCAGCAUGCCCGGGAGAACAUCAUCUACUCCCCUGUGACCAUCAUUUCAGCUCUGUCCAUGGUCUACCUAGGUGCAAGAGAUAACACCAAGGCUCAGAUAGAAAAGGCUGUUCACUUCGAUAAAAUCCCAGGGUUUGGAGAGAGUAUUGAAUCUCAGUGUGGCACAUCUCUGAGCAUCCACACUUCACUUAAAGACAUACUCACCCAAAUCACCAAACCAAGUGACAAUUACACGGUCGGCAUUGCCAAUAGACUUUAUGCUGAAGAGAAGUACCCAAUCCUGCCGGAAUACUUACAGUGUAUUAAGGAACUGUAUAAGGGAGGCUUGGAACCUAUCAGCUUUCAAACAGCUGCAGAACAAGCCAGAGAGCUCAUAAAUUCCUGGGUUGAAAGUCAGACAAAUGGAAUGAUCAAAAAUAUCCUUCAACCAAGCUCUGUGAACCCAGAGACUGAUAUGGUCCUUGUCAAUGCCAUUUACUUCAAAGGAUUGUGGGAGAAGGCAUUUAAGGAUGAAGGUACCCAGACAGUGCCAUUCAGAAUUACUGAGCAAGAAAGCAAACCUGUGCAGAUGAUGUUCCAGAUCGGUUCAUUUAAAGUAGCAGAGAUUCCUUCUGAGAAAAUUAGGAUCCUGGAGCUUCCAUAUGCCAGUGGGCAGCUGAGCCUGUGGGUGCUGUUGCCUGAUGACGUCUCUGGCCUGGAGCAGCUUGAGGCUGCAAUCACCUUUGAAAAUCUCAAGGAGUGGACCAGUUCUACUAGGAUGGAAGAAAGGAAAAUUAAAGUUUAUCUCCCCCACAUGAAGAUUGAGGAAAAGUAUAACCUCACAUCUGUCUUAAGAUCCUUGGGUAUCACCGACCUGUUCAGCUCAUCAGCCAAUCUCUCUGGUAUCUCUUCAGCAGAGAGACUGAAGGUGUCUUCAGCCUUCCAUGAGGCGUUUGUGGAAAUCCAAGAAGCAGGCAGUAAGGUGGAAGGCUCAAAAGGAGCUGGGGUGGAUGAUACAAGUGUCUCUGAAGAGUUUAGGGCUGACCACCCUUUCCUCUUCUUGAUCAAGCACAACCCAAGCAACAGCAUCGUCUUCUUUGGCAGAUGCUUUUCUCCUUAA